Molecule: messenger RNA, 1452 nt
Organism: Kwoniella botswanensis
Lineage: Eukaryota; Fungi; Basidiomycota; Tremellomycetes; Tremellales; Cryptococcaceae
Exons: 7
Coding region: 1-1452 (483 amino acids)
Biological process (GO): fatty acid biosynthetic process
Cellular component (GO): mitochondrion
Molecular function (GO): [acyl-carrier-protein] S-malonyltransferase activity
Source: RefSeq, a predicted model, not a curated record
AUGCGAAUACCACACAUCCCUACUAGCCUCUCUUCCAACCACCUUACCCAGUCUAUCCUUGUCCCCUCAGUCAGAAAAGCAUCGACCAAUUCGACCAAUACAGAUUGGGUAACAUGGUUGAAGAGGGGUGCGUCGACUGAGAGCGGAGGUCCAUCUGGGAAAUGUCUCCUAUUUGCUGGACUCGGCUCAUACCCCCAUACACCAAUCGCACCUACUCCAUCAUCGUUGAGGGUAUGGGACGAAGCUUCAGAAGCUCUCUUAUCUCCCGAUGCUACGAUAGGGUACGAGACGAGGGGGAUGGGUGAUGCGGGGUUGAAGCAGGUCAAAGGGUGGAUGAGGGGUUGGGUUGAAGGGAGGAGUCUAGAAGAACUGAUGAAACGACCCGACGUAACUGCCGCAUUCAUCCUUUCAUCCUCGAUAGCCAUCCUAGCUUCCGCCCAGGAGAAGAUGGGAAGUCCGACUUUGUUACCUGAAGGUACGACCCAUCUUGCCGGACAUGGAUUCAUAGGUACUCUGACUGCUUUGGUGGCUAGUGGGAGGUUAGAUUUAGGUACUGGAGUGAGAUUAGCUAGGAUAUACGCCUCUCUUCCACCAUCUCCACCUCAGACAUACCCCCGCUCACAUCUCACCACUGUCCUUUCCGCCCGUCAUUUCCACUCCUUAUCCUCUCCAUCAUACUUUGUCCCUCCGCCACCUCCCCCACCAGCAUCAGAGGAAGAUGACCCAUUCCCACCUGUGACAUCUACCGAGUCCGAGGCUGAAUCUUCCUCCACGCCAUUAAAGCGCCGGAGGGCGAUGCAAUUGAUCUUGGAUGAGAUACACAGUUUGCAGAGAGACUGGGAGAGGGAGAACGAGAUUACUGGAAGUGGAGGAACGAUAGGUCCAAGGCAGGAAUGGGCAAGUGCAGGGAUAAUUAAUAGUUCGAAGGUGUUGGUAGUUACGGGAACCCACCACGCAGUUUUACAGGUGAUAGAGAGAUUACAGCAGUUGAACCUUGCCAAUCCAGUGAUGGACGUAGCCAUGCCAUGUCCAUACCAUACAAAAUUGAUGACUCACGCUAUACCCAAGUUCCGCGACGUGUUAGAAAGAUGUUAUUUCGAAAAUUCAAAACCUGAUGGACCGAUCGUCUUGGAUCCUAUGACUACUCAUCCUAUAACAAAUCCCUCUUACGCACUCUUACCUCACCUAACAGGCCAAUUGAGAUGGCACAAAACACUUUACCGCCUAUACUCCCAGCCUAUACCGGCUGUGAGCCAUUUCCAGACUGUUGGUAAAGGUGCGAAAGGAUUGGGUAUAAUGUUAAGAGGAGAAAUCAAAAAGAGACCUCAGGGGUCUACACCGAUAAGUAUAUCAGAGUUGAUAAGUGGGGAUACGAAAGAGGAGAAAGAGAGGAAAGAUAGGAUAGAGGGGGCUAUGAGGAAACUGAAUGAACAGAGGAGGAAGUCGAGUUGA